AUGGGUAAUGCAGCAGCGGUUCAACGAGCCCAUGAUGACCAUGCACAUACGCUCCGCCAUGGCUCCUCUAAACACUCCCGCAACAUCGACAAGGAGCUGGCUAAAGAGAAAAACGACAACCAGAAUCGCUUCAAAAUCCUGCUGCUCGGCGGGGCGGAAAGCGGGAAAACAACCAUCUUCAAGCAGAUGAGAAUUCUUCACAUGAAUGGCUUCAACAAUGAAGACAUUGCCCGAUACCGACAUUGGAUCCACAACAACACUGUUGAAGCUCUGUUCGCCCUUUCAGAAGCCGCCAAGGCCCUGCAAUUACCUCCCGAACGGGCCCUUGAGGAAGAAUUACAGCAAUUCCUCCGGUUUCGCGCCGAGGCCCAACAAAAAGAAGCAGCGGAGGAAAAUUGGGAGAUAUCAGUGGCAAUGUCGAAGGUGAUGGUUCGGGUUUGGGAAAGUCAAAAUAUGCAUUUCCUCGAUGCACUGAUACGAAUCUGUGGCGAGGACUACCAGCCAAGUGAGCAAGAUAUUCUGCACUGCCGCUACCGUACAACGGGUGUCAGCGAGAUCAGUUUCGUCUAUCAAAAGAUUAACUUCCUCAUGGUGGAUGUUGGUGGGCAACGGACGGAGCGGAGAAAGUGGAUGCAUUGUUUUGAUAAUGUGGAUAUGAUAUUAUUUAUUAUUGCUAUAUCGGAUUAUGAUCUUUUGGAUCCGGAGGAUGAGAAAAGGAAUCGUAUGCUGCAAAACUUUGAAAUCUUCCGCACAAUCGUCACCAGCGAUUUCUUCCGCCACUGUGCGGUAGUCUUGUUCAUGAACAAAUACGACAUAUUCCGGGAAAAACUUACAAGAGCGUCCCUCCGAGGAUGCUAUCCAGAAUACAAAGGUGAUAACUCGGUUGAAGACGCGACAGCUUUCUUGCAAAAGAAAUUUCGACGCUGCAUCAGUGAUCGGCACAAGUAUUAUUCAUUCGAAACAACAGCCACCGACACCAACCAAAUUGAUCUCGUCUUUAGCAGCGCUGUUUCGCACAUAAUCAGCGAAAAUCUCCGUUCAACCGGCCUUCAUGAA
This is a messenger RNA of Mesorhabditis spiculigera, 1056 nucleotides long. Lineage: Eukaryota; Metazoa; Nematoda; Chromadorea; Rhabditida; Rhabditidae. The record is from the annotation of a GenBank genome assembly.